Telopea speciosissima is the source of this 631-nucleotide messenger RNA. RefSeq names its product probable calcium-binding protein CML41. Bases 1 to 624 code for a protein of 207 amino acids. Lineage: Eukaryota; Viridiplantae; Streptophyta; Magnoliopsida; Proteales; Proteaceae. The record is from RefSeq and is a predicted model, not a curated record. Gene Ontology annotation, molecular function: calcium ion binding; enzyme regulator activity. The transcript has a single exon.
AUGUCAACUGUUACCGUUUCCAAGGCAUCAUCACCAUCUAAAUGGUUCUCCAACAAGAGCUUCAAGCUAAUUAGCCUCCCUCGCCUUCGUCCUUCCAAAUCCAAUGUUUCUUCAAGUCCCAAGAACAACUCAUCCUCCCCACAAGGGAGUAGUGGUAGUAAUAUUCCUCCAUUAAUGUCGACACCCAAAGAUCGAUCAAGAAAGGACCAACUCCGACAAGUAUUUCGUUACUUCGACAGUGAUGGUGAUGGGAAAAUCUCGAGCUACGAACUCAGAUCCUAUUUUGCGUCGAUAGGGGAAUACAUGUCCCAAGAACAAGCUCAAGGUGUGAUUAAUGAUCUCGACACAGACGCAGACAAUUUGAUGGAUUUUGAAGAUUUUGUGAAGUUGAUGGAACGUGAUGAUCAAAGUGGAAAAGAGGAAGAUGAAGAUCUGAGAAGAGCCUUUGAGAUGUUUGAAGUGGAGAAGGGAUCUGGUUGCAUUACUCCCAAGGGCUUGCAGAGGAUGUUCAGUCGCCUUGGGGACGAAAGAUCUUAUGAGGAGUGCAAAGCUAUGAUUCAGAAAUUCGACCUCGACGGCAAUGGGGUGCUUGAUUUCCAUGAAUUUAACCAGAUGAUGGCUUAAUUGUUCA